AUGGGCUCCGGCCACAAGGACGAUAAGGGCAGCUUUGGACCUGACCCGCUAUCUCCCACCUCUCCCAUUGGCUCCCACAAGUGCCCGUCUCCCUCGCCACACAGCUCCAAAGAAGUCUGGAAGAAAGGAGGGCGUGUCUUCUCCAUUCUACUAGCCAUCAAUUUGGUGCUUCUGUCCUGCACACUGGUCAGCGGUGGGGCUUUCCAAGAAGUAAAGCUGCAUGACUAUGAUGUCUUUUUCAUGCUCAUCAUUGUGAUGCUGAUCAACAUUGCCUGGAUGCUCUUCUACAUCUUCAGAACCUCCAGGCUGCAGGGUGCCAUUCCUUGCAAGGACAACCAUGCAGGGCCCAUCUGGCUGAGAGGUGAGCAGGAAGCUAUAUGUUGUUGGGUGGGAAGGACAAAGCGUAAACAUGAUGAGCAAGUGGGUCUUAUUCCCAUGGGAAUGGGGCAAAUCCACGAAAGGGGUGCUGCUGCAUUCAUAAGAACAUAAUAAGAGACAGCUGGAUCAGGCCAGCGGCCCACUGUAGUACAUCAACCUAUUCUCACAGUGGCCAAGCAUAGUCCUGCCUAUAUUUAAUCAAAAAUCUCAACUGUUCUCUAAGUUCUGCGAGACUUGCUGUUCUGUUGAGAGCCGUAAGCGGGAAAUACCUUCAGUGUCUAAGAAGAAAGCUAGGUAAAAAGUUAUGUCACAUUUGGUGUGGCAGCCAGAGGUGAUGCCAGGGUCUGGAGCAUCUAACCCAGGUUCAUGAGUUUUCAAAGCAAAGCCUUUGAUCCAGUACAAUCCCUAAAACACACACACACACACCCCACACCCCACACCCCAACCACUUCUCCUCCAGUGCUUUGGAGAGCGUUAAGGAGGGUGGAUUUAAGAAUUACAGAAGCAAGCAAGUGACAUACUAUUGCUGGGGAGGCUCAGAUGUCUUGUCUGGCCAAACAGAAAAUGGCGCAGUGCAGAUCUUUUGCCAAAGGGGCCCAGCAGAAAUCUGGAGCCAGCUCUGAGUACCCGUGUAUAAUCAAGGACUUGGAAGAGUUGGAGCUCCAUUUACUGAGACGGAUUCUGCACCCUGACAUUGAGUUUGGACUUGAUUUGCUUGAGGCAACACACACACACACACACACACACACACACGUAUUCCUUUUUAUAAAAGCAAAAAUAACCCAAUUAGACUCCUGUUUCAGCAUGGUACCUUGUGCAUGAAAUUCCAUUAUUGUUACUUUAUGUGGGCUGCUGGCAUAAAGGAUCCAUGGCUGUGGGUAAAAAGACAAAAUGGAGGAACUUUAGGAGUCUAGGAAUCUGAUGUGCAUGGAAUGUGAUUGCAUUUUCUUUCCAAAACAGGAGGCUUGGUCUUGUUUGCAGUCCUCUCACUGGUAAUGGAUGCUUUUAAGACCGGAUAUUAUUCCAGCUACUAUAAGUGCCUGUCACCCAUCAGAAUAAUGUUUCCAGUGGUACAGGGUGUGUUUGUGAUCACUCAGGUGAGUCGGACUCUUCUUUGGGGUACAUAGGAGAUGGUCUAUGGUGGGGGGAGCCAGCCUGGGACUCUCCAGAUGUUGUUGGACCCCAAAUCCCAUCAGUUCCAGCCAGCAUGGCUAAGGCUUAGGGAAGAUGGGAGUUCAGAUCUUGCUGUGACUGAUUCACUGAACCCAGCACAUGCAGCAACCUUAGCUGAGACGAGGAAGCAAAAGAAAUGGGUGGUGGCAAGUUCUUUAGCCUUGUUAGCUGUGCUUGUGUUUACUGGAGACUGUUCUUAGUUAGGACCUUGUCUGCUAGGAGGAGACUGGAUAAAAUUAUGCCACUGUUUCCUUUUUGUGUGGCCUCACAGCUGCCUGGUUAAUAUACUUGGAGAGCCUCUUGUCUGUCUUUUGGAUUACUUUUAGACCUGGAAAGGUUAACAUUCCUGUAGAAAACAUUCUCAUGAGCACAGGAGAAUCUGUCACUAAUUAGAUCCAGGACAUUUCCAAACUAUGGGGUUUUUUGGGGGGAGGGGAGAUCUGAGUGUAUUCUGCAACAUGUCACUGAUGCAGUAAUUGUGCAUUAGUGGUGGAUUUGUACUUGGCUGUCCACACAGCAUCCUGCUUCAUUAGUUUAACACUCUUCUACAGGAAUGAUGUGUAGAAACAGCUGGGUGGGAAAUGAACCCUACAGCCAUUUUAUAUUGGAAGGGCAAGGAUAUUAGUAAGACUAGCCAUGCCUUUAAGGCCCCAAAGUGAUCCUUGGGAGUUUGCAAGUUUGCAUCGCUUAGAAGUGGAAGGAAUAUUUCCUCUAUAAGCUGGAUGAAGGGACAGAAGUUACUAAAUAGGAUAAGAAGAGUAAAUGUGACAUCAAAUUUCUUUGCUCUCUUUUUUUGCCUCUUCCAUUCAUUCCCUGUCUACUUUGGAAUGUCAUUUUAAAUAUAUAUACUUCUUCCCCGUUCUAGACUGUCUUCCUCUGGAUGUCUGCCCAAGACUGCAUCCACAAGCAUCUGAAUCUCACCAGGUAAAUAUCCAGGCCACCUAACCGAGUUUUUCCAUGCUGCUUUGUCAUUUUAUUAAGCCUCAGCCUAGGCUGGCUGAAUAGAGGGCCGAAUCCCAACAUGCUAGCCAUGACAUCAUCAUCAGUAAUGAAAGACAAGGAGGGGAUCUGCAACAAAAUGUAGGGUCCUGUUCCAUCUUAAAGGGCUCUUUGAAAAGGCCAGCCAAAGACAUGUUGCUGCUUGAGGUAGAACAGCAAAUGAUAUUGUGGGUUGCUCGUGCGUAAAUUGGCGCCACACCUGGCUGGGUUGCCUGAAUGAACCCUUUCUAUCCGGACAGCCACUCGCCCGUGGCUGUCUCAAUCGCUGGCAGAAUCCGUCAGUGGGCGUUUCUUGAACUUCUUCCAGCAAAGAAGCUCUUUGACGCCUAGUCUCCGCCUACUCUCCCUGCGCGGAAGCCUUCUGCGCAGGGAGGGUGUGGGCAGCGGAGGACCCGUGCUCUCCCUGCUGGUCCCCGGCGAGGAGUCAUGGAGCCACCUCGCCGAUUCCCCCCAUCUGCCCCCCUUCUCCACUGAUGCUACGCUGAUUUCCUUCCCCAGAAGAUGUGCUGCUUCUCUCCCUCCCGGGACGCUCUCCGGAAUCCCUCUGGAGCCCUCCCUCUCCCCCUGGCUCCGAUGGCAGUUCCCUGACAGAUAUCAUCCUCUCAAGACCAGCCAAGUUAUUCUGGGAACUGAGUCAGAAAAUCCCACAAGUAUCUCUCCCCCUCCCUGGCAGUAAAUAUACAAUCAUAAUAAGUAAAUAACAACUUGCUGCCUUCUCGUGAAUCCCAGAAUUGGUUGCUUGAAGUGGCUGUCUUGCUCUACCUAAUGGUGGGUGUCCUCUGCAAGUUCCUGCUCUUUAAUGACUCCAGAGGAUAAGUUACAGGUAGAUAGCCAUGUUGGUCUGCUGUAGUCAAAACAAAAUAAAAUAAUUCCUUCCAGUAGCACCUUAGAGACCAACUAAGAAGUGUGCAUGCACACGAAAGCACAUACCAAUAACAAACUCAGUUGGUCUCUAAGGUGCUACUGGAAGGAAUUUUUUUAUUUUGUUCCAGAGGAUAACUACAUGAUGGAAGAUCUCUUCUCUCUGCCUGUUGCUGUUGUUGGUCUUGGCCCUCCUGAUGGAAAUAGCUAACAGCAACAACAGCAGCUUAGAAUUUUUAUAUUGAGCUUUUUCUCAGUGCUCCAAAAUCCCACCUCUUGCAUUUAUUGUCAUGAUGUAUAAUCCUGUAAUGAACAGAGUUUAACUCCAUGGUUCCACGCUUUCUCUUCCUACAGAUGUGGCUUGAUGCUCACGUUGACCACCAACCUAGCAGUGUGGAUGGCAGCUGUAACAGAUGAGUCAGUGCAUAAGGCUGAAUCAAAGAACCCAAUUGCAAAUGUUACGCACAGAAUGGGUAAGUGGCUCAAGCAAGGCAAUCCGUUUAGAAUAACUUAGAUUAAAACUCACAAGGCUUGCUCACUCACACAUUACACUAAACUCAAGUACAAGCUGUCUCUGCACAUGUACAAGUGGUUGCAUGAAGCAAUGAAUACUUGUAGAUUUGCACAACUCGAUUACUGUGUACAUGGACUGCACACCUGGUUGAAUGUUAAUAUGUGAAUAAUUCUACAGAUGUACAGCUCAGCUCCUUAUGUACACAGAUUAUACACUUGUCGAACGUUCAUGUGUGGACAUGCCUACAGUGCAGUGGACAGCCCUACAGAGCAGCAGUUUCAUAGUGGAUCAUUUUACAAUUUUCUUUUACUUUUGCUUAUAUUAAAGAGCAGUUUACCCAAAAGCAGACUUCAGUGGAAACUUCCAUGGAGUAAGGUUGAAAUUAGGGUCCCCACUUCUUAACCAGCCCAUAUCUGCCCUAUCUCCUGAACAUUCCAAGGCCAGGAAAAAUUAGUUGGGUAGUGGUGGUGUUUCUUUGUUUUGUGAAGUGCUACAUAGAUUAUUCGAAUCCCUGCGAGGGGGUGAGCUCCUGUUGCUCGGUCCCAGCUCCUGCCAACCUAGCAAUUCGAAAGCACGUCAAAGUGCAAGUAGAUAAAUAGGUACCGCUCUGGUGGAAAGGUAAACAGCAUUUCCGUGCGCUGCUCUGGUUUGCCAGAAGCGGCUUAGUCAUGCUGGCCACAUGACCCGGAAGCUGUACGCCAGCUCCCUCGGCCAAUAAAGCGAGAUGAGCGCCACAACCCCAGAGUCGGUCACAACUGGAUCUAAUGGUCAGGGGUCCCUUUACCUUUACCUUUACAUAGAUUAUUGUCCCCCUUCUGCACCACAACUCACAAACUAAAAAAUUCUUCCUGGGAAGACAUCAGGAACAGGCCUCAGCCUCACAUGCUCCCAUCCCUUCCCUGGUGUUCCUACUCCAUUCUGGAAAGUAUGAGAAGUGAAUCACCAACAAAGGAGGCCUGCUGUUAUCUGAACAAGAAAUCUCCCCAGCCGCCAAGAAAAUAAACUGUUUCUAAAAGCGUAGUCGGCCAUUCAGUUUCUCAUUUAGCUCCUGUAAGAAGGGGUUGGGAGGGAGAGCAUGGGCUUGUGUGAGUGAACCUAAGGGCCCCUCUCAGUAUCCCUCUCUGAAGAUGAUAACAUCCAAAGAAACCCAAAAUAAUCACACACACACACCUGCCCCUUCCCCUACCUCUUAGGCUAACUAGUUUCAGAGUUGUUGGGAGGGGGGACAUCUGUGUGUAUCAUUUUGACCACCACAGAGGAAAAGCAAGAUAUAAGUGUAAUGCACAAAGCACCUGUAGAGUUUUGAGAGGGCUUGAAGAAUCAUGGAGAUGGCUCUGAGGUGACAGCUCUCAUUUCAAUCCCAUUCCAACAAAAUUCAUAGAUAUUGCAAUCUUUGGCUCGUUUCUUCUCAGAGUCCUAUUUUGUUUAAAGAACAAAAACCUUUCACAGAGCAGUAAGUAGCCCCUAACAAGCUUGUUUUCUUUUCGUUGCAGCUCUGUUAAUGAUGAGGGCGGCCUCGCAGGCAGAAAACUGUGCCUGCAAAAGCCAACUCUGCAAGAUCUUCCAGAAUGGCUAUUACUGGCUGUACCCCUUCAAUAUCGAGUACAGCCUCUUCGCUUCCGCCAUGGUCUACGUCAUGUGGAAGAACGUUGGCCGCCUCAUUGACCCCCAUGACAACCAUAUCCACCAACUGAAGUUCAAGCUUUUCAGAAGGACUUAUUUUUUGGGCACCAUCGUGGGGUUCUUGGUCCUUGUGACGGGCAUAGCGGUCCUGAUUGUGUAUGAGAUUCAGGUAAAUUCAAAGGAAGACUCUAAGAGGACCGACCAGGUGCUCACUAUGUAUUUCGGCUUCAACAUCAUUUGCCUGAGCCUGAUGUCCGCCAUCUGCAUCGCAGGCUCCAUCGUUUAUAGAUUUGACAAGAGGGACAUGGACCAUCACAAGAACCCAACCAGAACUUUGGAUGUAGCAUUAUUGAUGGGUGCAGCCUUGGGGCAAUAUGCCAUUUCCUAUUACUCUAUUGUGGCCACAGUGGCCAGUUCACCAAGGGACACUAUAAAUGCCCUCAACUUGAGCUAUUCCCUGCUGAUGCUUGCUCAACCCACUUUCCAAAACAUUUUCAUCAUUGAAGGCCUGCACCGGCAACCCCCAGAAGAGGAAGACAAAGUUGACCCUCAGCAGAAGGAUAUCUAUGGGCUCACUUUUGUCAAUAUGAAUGCAGUAUCGCUCCGUGUCCCUGAGAGUUUGAGUGCUCUGCCGCCCAGCGCACUGCCAGGGUUAGCCAUUCAGACUUCUGAAGCGAGGCGGUCCCUUAAGGCCUCCAAGAAAAUGAACUGGAGAAGAAGAUUCCUAAAGGAGAUCUCAGUGUUCCUGCUCUUGGGGAAUGCCAUUGUAAGUAAAUCAGCUAAUUAAUUUGGAAAAUUUCUUAUUCCUUGGGUGGGGGGAAAUACAUAGCAGCAAAGCAUGCAAGGAACUCCUGCUCUGAGGCAGGGGGGAAUGUAGAUGUACAUCUUGAGUAUUUCCUUUUAUAACCAGUUGCGGUCAUGUUAAUUACACCAACACAUGUUCAUGUGUGACAAAAGAUGUAGCUGUAGGUUGUGUAGUGGAGUCUCUGAUAGAACUAGGUGUUAACAAGAGACAUGGAACUCUAGUAACAGUGUGCUUUCUCUCUCUCUCUCUCUCUCUGCUAACAAAACGUACCGUAUUUUUCCGUGUAUAAGACUAGGGUUUUUCCCUAAAAAAUAAUGUCAAAAAUUAGGGGGCGUCUUCUAUACAGGGCCAUCUCCCCCAUUUUCUUAAACCUGAGCCCCCCCAAAAAUAGGGGUGUCUUAUACAUGGAGGCAUCUUAUAGAAGGAAAAAUAUGGUAUAUUACACUGUAUUUUUUUUCUAUACAGGGCUCACCCACACUUCCUUCUGUGCCAUGCUUUCUAGGCUAAAGUCCAGGCUUUCCAGAUCCAGAAUUUCCAAGCUGUUUUACCUCCUUCCACUGCUUUCCCCUGGAAAACCGGCAUUUUUCUGCUGAAUCCAAGCAAACCUUUGCUCCGAUUCAGUGGUAAAACCCGGGUCUCCCCGGGCAAACAGUAGGACCGAUUCAGUGGUAAAACCCGGGUCUCCCUGGGCAAACAGUAGGACCAAAACAAGUGCUCAGACGUGGGCCUGGAAAUCUUGGAUCUGUGCCUACAGUAGAAAACACAGCACAAAAGGAAGUGUGGAUGAGCCCACAGAGUGGAAGAAACGCAUGGCACGAUGGCAUCAUCUCCUGUCCUGUUAGUUUUAAAUGCUAUUGAGAAGUGAGCUCCAGGUCUCUUGAAAAGCCUAGUUUCUGCCCUUUAUAGCUUGCUGAUAUAAAACUAUGUAAUACAGAGGGUGCUUACAGAUUCCUAAUGUUCUUGUGUGAUUUCCCCCCCCCCCUUUCUUUCCCCAAACAGCUCUGGGUCAUGCCAGCCUUUGGAGCCCGGCCACAGUUUGACAACAAAACAGAGCUUGCGUUCUACGGUUAUCCCAUGUGGGCUGCCAUUGUGGACAUCUGCCUGCCAUUUGGCAUCUUCUACAGAAUGCAUGCAGUGGCUAGCCUUCUGGAAGUCUACAUCAUGUCUUAAUCGGAACAAUGAAGAGUUUCUUAUAAGGACCUAUGUUAUCAUGCCCCUCCCAGGACUGGAUGAUGCACUUAAUUUGGGGGGGGGGGAGGUUGAGUUUCACUUUGAUGUCAGACCCUGGUGAUUCGUGGGCUGGCAAUAGCCCACAUGUACCCUAGGGAUUUUGUUUGUUUCUUUGUUUUCCCGUGUGUGUUUUGUCGUUCUAUUUAAGUGCCUCCUUUUCUUCAUCCUACUAAGGGUUGUUCAUCUUUGACUACUUUUCUCCCCCCCUUCCCCCUACCACCACAAAAUGCUGACAUGGACUGUUUGUAGCCUGAGGCUAAUUCCUGGUCACUUUAAGGCCUGUUCAGUCAACCAGUCUAGGGAAGGUCAGUUUGAAAGAAGAAUCAAGUGAAUGUUGAAGCCAGUUAAACACUCCGCAGUCGUUUGGAUGGCUUUGUAGGUUCGUGUUGUCCCCCCCUCCACGGAGAUUAAAUCCAGCGGUUAUUAAUGGCCUUGGGGAGUAUGACCCUGUUGGAACUCACACGAUAAGUAUAAGGCUGAAGUCCCAGAGGUUUCAGUGAAACUUACUUGCUGUCCUGAAUCAGGGCCUGCAGCGUGCCAGAGUGUAGGGUUGUGCUUUCAAAAGGGUAUUGAGAUAUGUUAGUUUUUAAAGGUAGCUUAAUAAUUUUUUUAACGAGUCUAUUUUUAUAUGAAAAAAUAUUUAUUGAUUUUCAUUCUGACAGCACACACACACACACACACACACACACACGAUUGAAUAGGGGCAUUGAGGCAGUCACCAUUGAACUCAGUACAAUGGCAGCGCCUAAAGUGCAGGCAUGCCUAAAAAGGUCAGAGCCUCUUCCUCAGCUCAGAUGUUGUAGGAAGCGGGGUGUUCGUUGUUACCCUUGCUUGGCCUUCAAAGUUGACUGAAAAUUAUUGGGUGAGGUGUCUGCAGAUGUGUCCUACAUACAGUGGGAUUUGAUGGCUUUUCUUUUCAAAGUCUCCACCAUCAUCAGCUUUUAGUCCAGCCUUCCAAACCUAGAGGCCUCUGGAUUUAUUUUAUUUUUUACUACAGUUCCCAUCACCCCUUGCCAUUGUCUAGUCUAGAUGGGGCUGAUGGGAAUUGUAGUCCAAGACAUCUGGAGUGCAUCAGGGUUUUGGAAGGCUGUUUAAAUCCAAUGCAAAGCUUUGGAAAGCCUAACCUGCUCAAGAUGCUCUUCCAUAUUGGCUAGGGCCAUCAUAUAUGUUACAAAUCCUUCAUAGACACUAUACAGGGAAUAUUCUCUCAAUGGAAAGUCUUGAGGCUCAUUCAGUUAGAAUAUCCCUGCUCUUUUUCGGUUGUUAUUCAAGCAUCCCCGCCCCCAUGAAUUUUGAAUGACUGUCAACAUGUAAGCAGCCCAGAUAGACAUUCGUACACUUGUGGUUAAAAUUUAGCCCAUCUAAAUCUUUGCCAUAGUUUAGUGACGUUCUUCCACUGGAAGCCGCAGCUGCAACAUUAAGAUGGAGAGUAGAGGUGAUGGUUCCGUCAGCUGAUUCCAUUCCCCCCAAAUGUUUGUAGAUCCAGAUUUACUAGGUACACACCUACAUGCACUGCCAGGAUUUAAAAAAACCAUGAAACUGUAUUCACAAUGGAAAGAAAUGUCUUUUGCUGCUUAAAACAUGGAGGGCGGGUGUUGGAAAAUCUAAAAUGUACAAAUAAAUGAAAAUCAUGUUUGA
Podarcis lilfordi (Lilford's wall lizard) is the source of this 9221-nucleotide messenger RNA. Lineage: Eukaryota; Metazoa; Chordata; Lepidosauria; Squamata; Lacertidae. The record is from the annotation of a GenBank genome assembly.